Molecule: messenger RNA, 11922 nt
Organism: Podarcis lilfordi (Lilford's wall lizard)
Lineage: Eukaryota; Metazoa; Chordata; Lepidosauria; Squamata; Lacertidae
Source: the annotation of a GenBank genome assembly
GGCAGGCUGCAGGGAGAACUGCAUGGGGCUUUCAAGGCAGAGGCAGCCCCUGGGUGACUCAUCCCCACCCCAGCGCACCUGUCUAGGGGUCUCUCAUAAAGAGGAAGAAGUAAAGCUGGCUGAGGUAAGUAAGUGCCUUUCUCUUCUACUCUGGGAUUGCGUAUGUUUUGCUUUCCUUCCUCUGUGGUUGCCCUGAGGUGCAAACUGCUCAAGUCUCCUCUUUCUCCAACUUCCUCUUCAUUGCCCGAGGGAGGGAGCGAGCGAGCGAGCUGAGGUUAGGCAGCCAGGUACUUUCCAAAGAGAGCAAACGAGUUGAAUUCCGCUUUGAUAAAUUGCCCUUCCUGUGCACCUGAAAUUGAAGUGCUCCUUCCCUUUUCUCAUCUGCUUCUCCUGCAUGAAGUGUUUAAAGUCCACUGACUUUCCCCCUCCUUUUGCAAUCACACACAGAACUUUCUUAGAUUAUUCCACUUCCCACGUUCCAUAACAAAUAAUUCUGCAGCUGUAGACUCUGAAAUAUCUAAACACUUUAAAAACAAAAAAACAGAAGGAUUGCUCACAAACUUAGCUUUUGAUGGUGGUGGUGGGGACUUUCUGUAAGAGAGAUCAGCAAUAACAGUCUCCUAUUAUGCAACACACAAUUCAUCCUUCGAGUGUGGAGCUGCCCUUUCUCCUGGCAAGUUUCACAUCCCAGUGCCAAAACAACAGUCUUGUGGCAACUUGGAGACUAAUGGAUAUAUUAUGGUACAAGCUUUUGCAGACCUAAGUCCACUUCAUCAGAUGCAUGAAGUGUUCUCCUAAAUUGGCAGGAAUAGGUAUAAUUUUUAUAUACGUGCAUGGUGGAGGAGGGAAAACUUUAAGACAGGUUAAAAUGGGAAAUGAAAUGGCAAAAAAUACACACUAUGACAAGAUUAAUGCUGGAAACAUAUAUAAAAUGGUUAGAUACAAAGUAGUCCUUAUGGCAAGUUAGUUGUGCUAUAAUGUUUGCUUUAAUUGACACUUGAAGAAGAAUAAAAGCCCAUUAUUUCAAUUCAAGCCACGUGUGGGGAAAUUGGACUUCUUGGUCAAUUAGGUAAUACUUAAGGUGUCAGAAGGCUCUUGUGUUUCCUGCAACAGACUAACAGAGAUAUUUCCAUUGCCAGUAGCUCACUUGUAUGGGGCGGGAGCAGGAAGAUAAGUACAGCUGCUUUACUUUCCUUAGAUCAAUGACUAUUCCUCAAAAUUGAUAAUGGCACUGCACUUCCCAGAGUGGCAGUGGUGCCCUUGGGACAAGACUUUAUCUAACUGCACCACUGCUGCGUGGUGAGAAGUGUUGGUGCUAGGAAAAAAUACAUAUAUGUGAAUGGAGAAUUGCUGGAUGCCAAGAUAAAGUUUAGGGCAAAUACUCUUUGGUGAGAGAACCCCAGCAGAUUUAAAAUAACAAAAUAUGCUGCUAAGUAAAACGUGGAAAUAUAGACUGUUAAACCUUUAAAAUAGGUGAUUGGGAGUUCUAAAACACCCCUCUUCUCCUAGCAUAGAAAACUACCACAUGUUUGGUAAGUUAAAAUGGUUUACUUACAAACUCUCCAAAGGUCAGAUUCAUGUGCUUUUCCAUAUAGCAUUUAGAAAAGGUUGCACAGGCAGUAAAACUUGGCUUAGUUGCAGUGGUGAAAGUUCCUAAAUUAUUAAUAUGUGAAUAUGAGUGUCUUGAAAGAGCCAUGCGGCUGAGCGGGACCAGCACAAGCUCUUCACAUAGUGAGCUUCUCAAGUAGACUGCAGGGAAACAAAAGUUUGAUUACCUAGUCGCUUCUAAGGUGAGCUAAGCCCUCCAUGCAUUAAUUAGACUUAAGCAUGUCGAUUAUAUGAGAUUGGUUAUCCCACAAAAAAGUAUCAAGGAUAUGGCUACAGUGCCUGGGUUUGUUGGGACAGGAGAGCUCUGGAGGGUGCCCUCAUAAUAUUUAGCUUAUUUACAAAGCUAAAAGCAAAGCAGAAAUGAAGGCAAACAGGUGCUCUCUCAUAGCAUUAUCCAUUAUCUUACAUCAAAUCUCCCAUGAGAGUCUGUACUUCAAGAUUCUUCAGCCAACUCACAGUGCUCUCUGACCUUUCAGCUGCAAAUCUGUUUCCAGCCAUUCUCUAGCAAGAACACACAGCAAGCACAGAACUAUUUCUUCUUGACAGUCUUGUAUCUGCAGAUUCUCUCAUUUUUUAAAACUCUAAUGUAUUUUUCUGGUGAUAUCUAUUGCAUAUAAUGGAAAUGUGAAGAUAAGGAAGAAAUCUGUAUUAUUUGGAAUUUUGUUUACUUGUGUCUUUUGUUAUUUGGAAACAUGGGCACAAAUGAACGAUUUGAAAUUUGCAUCAGUAUAUUUUAAACCUGAAAGUUCCAUGUUUUCUAUAUUGAUAUCAAAUAUAGGGAUCUCCUAAAUAUAUAAAUAUGUCUUUGUUUUUUGAAAAAUGCCACCAUCCCAGCCCAUUUAAGUUUUUGUUUUUGUUUUCUAAAUACAUAUUUACUGGAUAAAGUUGUCCAGCUCUCUCCAUAUGCAGAGAAUCCAAAGCUUAAUGCGUCUGGAUAUUGGAAGAUUGUCCAUACUAUUAAUGGAAUGGCAUGUGAACAAUUUGUCAGAUGAUGCUUGCUGAAGUGCUUAUGAGUUUUCUUGCAUCUUCUGUUCAGGAAAAGCCACAAGGGCAGCCUUUUCUUGAACAGCCUCCGUGCUUCUUCCCAGUUUGAACAGACGUGGCAAUUGGUGGAUUAGCUGAAAUGGAUCGCUACAGAUAUUUCAUCUUCAAUCAGAAAAGUAUGGUUCUGUUGGGGCUCCUCCAGAUAGCUUGUGCUACAGUUUGUAUCAUCGGUGGAUUAAUUGAUGGUGCUUUCAGAAGGGACUCGGCACUGAGCAAAUCUAGGAUACCCAUCUGGGCUGGAGUGGUAAGCUAUAUAAAUUCUACCCCCCAUACCCCUUUUUAUUAACAAUGUAUAAACUAUAAAGCUAUAAAAUGAAACUUCAAUUGAAAUGCCUGCUGCAAUAAAAAAAAGUAUUCAGUAGAUGUCGGAAGUACAGCAGGGAGGGUUGUACAAUUUGGUAUAAUACAGGGAAUUUGUUCACUGUUCUAGAGAACUUGUGGUUCUAUAUUCCACAAGCCAGCAGAUCUCCCUGCUCUGCUGGACAGUGUGGUGGGGCUUUGCCCAGCUGCUGGGAGACCCCUGUUGCUAAGAAGAAGCCCUUAAAAAGUCUCGCCCCCAUAGCAGGGGUGACAGCAGGGCAUUUCGUCUCAGGUGCUGAAACACCUUGGGCCGUCCCUGAGUGCUGGCCUAGUUGUUUUGUGGUAAGAGCCUAGAGCAGGCUUCCUCAACCUCGGCCCUCCAGAUGUUUUGAGACUACAAUUCCCAUCAUCCCCGACCACUGGUCCUGCUAGCUAGGGAUCAUGGGAGUUGUAGGCAAAAAACACCUGGAAGGCUGAGGUUGAGGAAGCCUAGCCUAGAGAGCAAGUGUGACUGCAGCUGCCUUUGAUUUCUGACUUGCAUCUCCUUAAUUUGGAAGUGGGGGAGCUAAGGAUCAGGCUCACAGAAGGAAUGCUCUGGACUGGUCUGGAUGAGAGAGGAAUGAGGACUUUUCUUUCUCCUGGGAAGCAUAGGAGAAUUUAAUGUUUUUUUGGAGGUAAAUUAACUGGAAGGGGGGAUUGAUUUAUGGUGUUUGCACUUCAUAUGGCUUGUGGUCUUAGGCUAGUUGCUUAUCUCCAUCUUCUCCAGCGCUCUAUUUCCAGCUGUGGCCAGUCAAAUGCCAAUGGGAAAUUUUUUCUGUUUAUGUAUUUAAACUAUUUCCCACCUGUUCUUCAAGGCCAAGGCAAUCCCUAAGCAGGUUACAUUAAAACCAACAGAAAUCCAAAUCAACAGUGUAGUAGAUGCCUCCAAAAGUCUGGGCAAAUAAGUGAUUCUUCACCUGGGGCUGAAAACUCAAAUUGUGAGUUAGAAGAAAUUCCAUAAUUGUGGGGCUGAUAACAAGAAGGCCCUGUCUUACACUGUUGCCUGCAGGAACUUACAAGGGGGACAUGUUUGUUUUCCACAUUUGAUAUUCAGAAAUAUAUUGCUUUUGAACAUGGAGAUUUCAUUUAGCUAGGAGGGGGCAUCCAUAGGUAAAGCUGGUGUUUUGAGUGGGUGGGGCUAAUUGGGAGAGUGGAUGAUAUUUGUAGGACCUAUACUUUACUUCAGGAGGGGAGAACAGGACUGAGAAAAGUGAAUGAUUUCCAGGAGAAAAUUGCAUUGCAGAAGCUGAACUGUUCUGAUUCUACUAGCUGAUUGCAGUAAUUACAAACACUAUUUGGGGGUACAUGGGAGCUGUGGUGGUGAAGCUGCAAGCAAGAAGCAGCUGGGACUGUUAGUAGUGACUUCGAAUAACUUAGUGGCAGCAUUUUACUAUGGUACAAUCACUUUGCUGUAAUAAUUUUUUUACUUUUUCUUUUCUUGGGUCCCAAGCUAAUGUUAGAAAUGCAAUGGGUGAAAGUAUGAUUUACACUUAGAAAGGCGCAUGUCUAAUAUGCCUCCUUUGUGUGUUUCACAUACCCAACUCCUUGCCCUUGCCUAGUGAUCUGAUAGCCGUCAAUUACAUUACUAUCCUCAUGUGUCAAUCACAUUUUCACCUGUAUAAGAAAAAGCAUCUGGUGAAAUUGACCAAGAAUCUUGAGCCCACAUUUAACAGCCAGCUGAACAUUUACGUUCCCUCUCUGGUAUCAAAAUGACCUUCUCUGAAAUCAUGCCUAAAGGAAAGAUGUUUACUUAUUAUGGAAUAAACCACGUUCAGCCUUUGUGCUUCAUAGAUCUGCUGGUUGUUGAUCGGGAGCUGGUGUCUUAGAAACCACUUGCCAACCAGUGUAUUUAUAUUUAUACACUGCUUAACUACAAUCAUAUCUAUGUGGUUUACAAGGAUGUAACAAAAAAGUAAAAAUCAGUUAAAACUAUAAAAUAAAACCUGUAGUUUGUUUUCAUCUUCCUGAAGUUAAUGUUUUUUCACUUCUUUUUAUAUGCUAAAGUUGGGCAUUCCCCAAUUUAAUCACCUUUACCUUUUGUUUUGUAGUUUAUGGCUGUUCCUGGAAUUAUGGCUUUGUUUUCUUCACUGAGAAAGAAUCCUGUUUUGGUAUGUUUCUAUUGUAUUUUGUUUAAAGUGGAUGGGGACAAAUCAUACAGCCGACUUUCUAUAAGUAAUAAAUACAUACACCUUUUAUUUACACAACUUUUACUUCACGUCUGAGGGGCAGAUGGGGCUCGUCAAUGUGGGAAGGUAGCCCAUCUAGGAGAAGGAAAUCUCUGAUCCUAAAUGCCUGCUGCCUUGCAGGGUAUAUUUGGGAAAAGCAAAGGCUAAAGAGUAAACCCUACAAAAAUCCGGAGUGAAGUCCCUAAGAUGGUUGGAUGGCACCCAGCAACUCCUGCAGCCAAGCUGGUGCCAAACAUAUUGCUCUACUUUCCUUUGGGACCACAUCAACAAGGCCGAGAUGGAGGUUCUUAUCAUAUGGGUAGCCCAGGACCCCUAUACACACUGCCUAGGCUUGUACCCCUGGGAGGUCACUUUGGUGCUGCAUGGUGGUUUGACUUCAUCCCCCAGAGGCGCACUCCAUUGUCCCUCAAGACAGAUGGAUGCCAACAAAAAGCAACAACAAACUUUAACCUCUCCCCUGAAGUGUUUGGAGAUAUAUAUCAUAGGCUACAAUUAAAGUGAUCAUACAUGUAUGAUUUUGGGGUUUAGAGUUUAAAAUCCACAACAGAUUAAAAGUCUCAAGGACUUUAACAGCAGUUCAAAAUUUCUUCAGUCUGUCUCUAAAUUCAUCAGUCAUUCUCUCUGUGUUGCUCCAAAUGGCUGGAUUGCAGUAACACAUUACAGUUGAAAGGUAAGAAUAUACACGUUUUAGAAUACACGGCAUAAAUUUAAUCUAUACAUAUAUAAAAUUAUUACUUAUGUUAAAGGGGAGGGAAUAAAAUUCCUAACCACCUUUUCCACCUUUGGCCUUCAAUGCCCUUUACAUAGCAAGCACAAUGGUUGUUUUUGGGCAUUCUUUUUAAACACCCAUAACUGGAGUUCCCAGACAUGGAUGUUUAAAAGAUCCAUGCACAUCAUCCAUACUUUGAGCAUUAACUGACCUUGGGUGAUGAGUGUAAUGGCUGAAGUAGAAAUGGCCUAAAACCUGCUGGGAAAACACAGCAGCUGACUAUCUUUUUUCUGCUGCAACUGGUCACCAUCACCUUCUCAAAUCUAGACUAGAUGGUAAUGUCAAAUUGUGUGAUUUUGUGUGAUUGCUUUUUUAAAAAAAUAAUCUUUAUUGCUUUUAAAACUUACAAGAAAAGAAGAAAGAAGAAAAUAGGCGAAAGAACAAGACAAAAUAGAGCAGAGAAGAAAAAAAGAGGAAAAAAACACACAAUACAAUACAAUAAACAAUACAAAACACAACCUUAACACACUAAACUAAACAAAGCAGAAGAACAACAAUUUAAAAACAUAUAUCAUACCAUUUCAUUACUCUAUCUUUCAUUCCCUUAUUUCAUCGACCUCCUCUCACCUCCCUUUUUGUAUUCCACUUCUAUUACUUGUUUCAGCAAUUCCUUUCCAUCUUUCUCUAUUUUUAUCAUUAUGAAUAUCUUAACAUAUUUUGUACCUUAUUUUCCAUUAAUACUGAAAUACUUAUUUAUACCUAACUCCUUAUAACAUUUCUGCUAAAGCCAUAAAAUUUCAUUCCAACAAUUUUCUAACACUCAUUAAAUUUACAAUAUUUCUAUAUAUAAACUUUAAACUUUCCCAAUCUUCUACCACCAUCUCUUCUCCCUGGUCUCGGAUUCUGCCAGUCAUUUCCGUCCAUUCCAUAUAGUUCAUCAACCUGGAGAUCUUCUGUCCGAGGCUCUUAAAUCUUUUCCAAGUCCCUUCUGCAGUUUUUCUUCAUAUUCUUUGAUGCUGAGGGUGCUGAAGCGCAGGUCUUGGGGGGGCCCCGACCCAACCAUGCCCCCAUUCCCUCUCGACAGACCAACCAACUCUCCACAGCUAAAACCAGUGUCCAUACAAUAUCUCAAAUCAUGUUUCAAGGCUCCCCCAGAUCCAAAGGCCCCCACAACUCCAAUCACCUCCUGACCAAGAUUCAAGACCCAAAGGUCAGUAAAUCUCUGCAUGAAAGAGUCUAUCCAACCUUCCUUCUUCAAUCCAAACAGGGCUCCAAUCUUCAAAUUCUGACUUUUUCUAUAUUCAUUCAUAAAAGGCCUCCACUUAUAGUCCUCAGUUUGCCUCUGUAAAACUGGGGCUUCCACUUGUAUUAUUUUAGGUUUAACAACACCAACAUUCUCCUUCGUCUUCUCCCCAGUUUGUCCUGUCAAAGUAGGUUCCUGUGUCAAAUCCUGAACGAUUUCUGUAUUAAUGGUCACUUUUUGUUCCAAAUUAGUCACUUUUUGUCCCAAGUUCUCAAGUUUGGUAUUCAUAGCGUCCAUCUUCUUGUGGAGCUGUUCCAAUGAAUAGCUUAUCUUACAUAAUACAGUCACUAAGGCUCCUUCUGUCAACAUUCUUAAAGUCCAAAGUCGAUCUCUAUUUCACACAGUUCUUACCUUGCAACUGGAAAAACCCCAGCUCCACUCUUGUAACUGUUUCAAAAGCUCCCUCUAGAGGGAAACAGUCUCCACUUGUAUCAAUCCUUUCAAACACAGUUUAAACUAUAAAGAUAGUUUCUUUUCCUACUUUUUAAAUGCAGAUGAGUACAAUGGAAACAAUAUAUUUCUCUUAUUGCUAGCUGUCAAAAAAGUCACUCUUUCUGGCAGCCCGUUUCCAGGUUCAGAGCAGUGGUAAUUUGGUUUUUCACUCUCUCCUGCAGGCUCACUAGGUCCAAAAUUUCCCCCCUCUUCUCCUGCUUCCAAGGGGGGUUUAAUAGUUUUAACCGAUGGAGAUUUAAUCCUUUACAAAAAUAAACUUUCCAAGGCUUUAACUUGCAACUUCUUUGCUUCAAUCUGUUUACAAAAAAGGAAGGCGGACUUCCUGUUUAGAACCUUCCCGUUUCAAUGCCAAAUUAAUGAAUUUAAGGAUCUAAUUUUCCAUUCUACUCACGGGUAGUUGUUUAAAAUCCAACUGUCCACAGGAAAAAGUCAGCGCUCUCUGGCAACAGCGAUGCGGCUUCACUCCGUGAAAGAAGCAGUCAAUUCGAAGCACCGUGCCACUCACCCCACUUCGCUCCGGAUCCCCAAAUCAGGGUUUCCCCGUGAGUAGGGGAGGCGCAAAGGGUGCCAGCCGAAUCCCAAGUUCACAGGCUUCUCCCGCCUGUGAUUUCAGUGGGUCUCCGCCUUCGCCGUGGCGGUCAGACCCAAAUUUCCGCGGAGCAAAUUCCUCCCGAUCGGAGGAACUCCGCCAUUGCCUGGAGGUGCCAACCCGGAAGUCUGAUUUUGUGUGAUUCCUGGAGGGGUCCUUUGCUCACUCAGUAGCGGAACAGACCAGACCAGCAGCUGGGUCAGCCAAUCUCUUUCUAAUGAAUGCAGCACAACAUUCCCCACUUAACUUAUUUUGAUCCACUAUGCUGCUUUCCUAGAAAAUCUGAAAGGUUUCUACCUAUCUGGUUUCUUGGCUGCCUUGGUAACAUCUCUUCUGUUGAUUGCCCAAAGCCACAGAUAUCUUUGCUCAGUACUUUUUGCUCAAACGUAUUCUUUCUGGCAGCUUUAUUGCUUCUAAGAAAGUCCCAUACAUUUAAAUGGAUCUUGCUUCCAAGAAAGGCAUGUGUGGGAAUGGGCUUAAAACAGCAAACACCUGCACACACUCCCUAAAAACACAGGAUGAAAUAUAACACAGUUAAGUAUGCUGAUUUCCAUUUACAGCAUUUAAUUAGGAAAGGAAAGGUUUGAUUUUCACUGAUUCAUGCCCACAUUUCGGAAAUUGUAUUGUGAAUGCAUGUUCCCCCAAAGACACUCUGGAAAAUAAAUUACUGUAGUGUACAAAGAUUGCAUAAGAGGCAUAUGUGGAACUAUUUUUCCUCCUUUGACUUGAAGCCCAAAUUUAACUCUGGUCUUCUGUAUCCCCAUACCUUUUGUACAGGUGAAUGCAAUGAUAAUUGCUUCUGUAUUUUCCUGCUUCGUCACUCUACUUGUAAUCAUCUAUACGUCUAUAACAUUAGAGUAUGGUGAAAAAUAUGAAGAGUUUGACAAUGUGUCCUCUUACCAUCACCCAGCCGUUGUAAGUAUCAAACUAUCCAGUUUCUGCCCUUUUGAAUACAUUGCACACAGUCUAGGAGCGACAGAGUAACUAGCACACCCAAAGGUCUGUCACUCACAUCAGUUAGGGCAGAAGAUGGUGCAGGAAAAUCUCUCUGUGUGUUUCUUUACUGAACAAGGUCCAGGCUGGCACAGCAGAGGCAAAAUCAUUGGAUGGCUCAACUCUGCCCCCUUCUAGGUCCUGAAAUGCCUUUUAUGGCAGGUAUUGUUGGGAGUUCCAUAGUAAAGGAUGCCUCCCACAGGCACAGGCACUGGGGCAGAUCAGGGCUGGGCCUGCCUUUUAUAUAUUACUUUCAUUUUAUCCAUCCAAUUUGAGGAUAUUAAUUGACACCAUCAGUUUGUAUACAUGCAUAGAUCAUAUAUGUGGUUGCUCAACUAUUUAUCAGUUACUAUUUAUUGUUGUUUUUCACUUGUUAUUCCUUUUCAUGUAAAAUAAUUAAAAUAUAAAGAAGAGAAUUUCCAGGUGCUUUAAAAACAAUACCCACACCACUCCUAAGGUUGAAUUGCAUUUUUUUUGGUUAAAGGGUGUGUGUGCUCAUUUUCUGUGUUGCAGGCAUUUGUGCUUGGUAAACUUGUAGAAGGAGCCAACAUCACACUACUGAUUGCAUCGCUUUUCAGUGCUUUUAUUGUGCUGAUUAUUGCUUAUUUGAGUUGCCGAAGUCUUCCAUGUUGUUCAUGCUAUGACAGUGUCACUGGACUUGUAAGUAGCAACAUUGCCAUUAAAUAUGGUGGGUUUACUUGUCUUGUACUGGGAAGGAAAGCCUUUUGUGAUUCUGCAAAAACAUUUUUGGACAGUUUGAUAUGAGGUUGCCAUAUUUCCUUAACUCCCCCUCCCCUUCAACUAGUUAAGCCCAAAAUGCCCACAAAACUAAUUUUUUGAAUUGUCAUUUGGAAACAAAUGAUUGUGGACACCUCUUAUUAUAGCAUUGUAUACACUAAACAGCUAUGAACCUCAUCAGUGCUGUGAUGGUAAAUAACUGCCAUCCUUAUAUAAGCUUCUGUGCACUUCCUAAAGGAAGGGGUAUAAAUUGUAUAUAACUGCCCCUUCUGCAUGUUUUUCUUGACAGGUGUGUGCAUAAAAUGUUUUUUACUAGGUUCACAGUUCUAUGGGUGGUAUUCAGCUAAGUUUAAUUCAGAGUAGAUCCUUUGAAAUUAAUGAACAUGACUAAAUAAGUUCCAUGAAUUUCAGUCAGUGUAACCUGAGUGAAUACCACCCCUUGUGUUUAAGGUUUGCCAAUUAUGUAGCACUUACCACUUCUAACGUUGACUUCUCAUUGUUUGAUAACUGCCUUAUUUAUGCAUCUCUUAGAUAGAUAUGUUUGUUCAGCUUCUUAUCUGGGUUAUUGAAUGUGAAUGGUUUGAAAUAAAUCUCUUAAUUAUGAUAAUGGUAGCUGCAAAAAAAUUAAGAAAUACUUUUGUAAAGAAAAAUAUGGUAAACUGUGGUGGGCAUUAUAUGAUGAAUAGCUUCUUUUUCUUGAACUGCAGAACUUUUUAUUUUUAGUCUUGUUUGUUAUUAUACCAUUGCAAUUACUUUUGGUUAACCAAAUUACAAAAUGAAACCGUGUUUGUCUCGAAGACUGCACAUUCUAAGAUCAGUGCUAUUCUCAGGUGAACCUUUUUAGCAAUCUCAUGCUCUCAUUCUUAGGAACGGCUAGAACCUAAUGAAGACCAGCUACAAAUUGCAGAAUUAGUUUGCAUUCCAUCUGGUACGUAGGUGUUCUCACUGUUUUACUUGAAAAUUAAUUUCAGAUUUACUAAAUAUGUAAGUCAAAUAAUGAAUAUGUAAGGAAGACAUUUGGACUAUAUAAAUAUUAUUUAAAAUCAUAAUAAUUAAAAUCCAUUUCCAUAAAAGCAAUCUAACUACAAUUACAAUAACUAGGCAGUAGUGGUUAAAAAUAAAAUCCAGCACAUUACUUUACUGCUGGUUUUAGUUUAAUUUGUUCUUAUACAGUUCAAUAUUGAACUGUAAAACCCAACAUAGCUCUUUUAAUCAAUAGUGGGUUAGAACAGAAAAAAUUAAAAGAUAAUAAAGAAGCCCUGGUAAUAUUCCUUGGGAGGAAGACAGAAAAAUCUGUGUCAUUGGUGCCCACAAUAAUAGAUAUUGAUGGUAGACCAAGGCCAGGCCUCUGAAGCCAAUGUUCCAUCCUGGGCAGAUUUCUGAGAGUGUAGGCUGUCCUUCAAAUAAAGCCCUACAUUGUCUAGGGCUAGGUUAAGUGUCAAAACCAGUCCUUUAAAUGGGGCCCAGAAACGAAAUGGCAGAUAAUGCAUUUGGUAAAAUAUGGGUAUUAUGUGUUCCCAAUGCUUGAUCCCUGCAAGAAUCGGGGCAGCUACCUUCUGCACCAGUGAAAGUUUCUAAACCAUUUUCAAAGGCAGCCCCAUAUAUAACCAGUGUAUUACAACAGUCUAGUCUGCAUGUAAUCAGCACACAUAAUCAAGGCAAAGUUUGCUUUCUGCAGCUACAUAUGCUCACUGUGUGUGUUUUCUAUUCUAGGUCAAGUGGAUACAAUUUUUAAUUCUCCUGUAAAACUUUCAGAUUUAGAUAUGGAAGCUGAUGAUGACAUGCCCAAACCACCUCCAUAUAUCAGGAUGACUUAAAUAUAAAUUCUAGGAGAAUUUUUUUUUUAAAGCUCUUUAUAACUUAAUAAUUUUACUGAAAAGUUUGUACAAUUCUUAAAAGAAAUGACUGACCACUCUGAAGAGAUCCUCAGAAUUUCAAGACUGGUGACCUAUUUUCUGUA